Bradysia coprophila is the source of this 4989-nucleotide messenger RNA. RefSeq lists its product as uncharacterized. Gene Ontology annotation, cellular component: nucleus. Gene Ontology annotation, molecular function: metal ion binding; RNA binding. NCBI's taxonomy places the organism in Eukaryota, Metazoa, Arthropoda, Insecta, Diptera, Sciaridae. The record is from RefSeq and is a predicted model, not a curated record. Gene Ontology annotation, biological process: negative regulation of DNA-templated transcription.
UUCUUUAUGUUGUAUAGCAUGUUUGUAGUGGUCGCGCAGUGUUGGUAGAAACCACUAUAUGCAUGCAUGUGUGUGUGUAUACAAUACCAUUUUUAAGAGAGAUAGAGAGAGAGAUCGACUAUUAGAUACAUACACUACCAAAGCUGAGCUCACACGCAUUAUUUCAAUUACGCACAGCAGACGGCCAUUUUUUGAAUUGUUGAAUUUUUCUUCCUCUGUCCAUCAAUAUGAAUUUAUGAAAAAUAAGCUUUAAACUGGUACAUAAAAUUGUGAGAGUUGCAAAGAAAUAACCAUAAGUUAUGCGAAAAUCUCAAGCGAAUAAGAAAUUUGUACAAUUUUCAAAAUCGUCUUGAUUUCAAUUCGAUUGAAAUUUUUUCUUUUCUUGGAACCGCAAUUGUUAAUACAUCGGAAUGACAGAUUCAUCGAAACUUAACGAAACGGCCGAAGAUUUAGAUCUUGAAGACGGUGAAAUUGAGUCCGACAAUGAUGAGGCAGACAUCAUUAUCACAGAAGAAAAAAACUUGCCGCCACAAAAUAAUGCGGCUCUUACGGCCAAAAAUCCAUUCGCACAAAAUCCCAAAACCGAUGCUACGUCGUCACCGGUACAUAGGGCCAGAGAUGGUGUAAAAGGAGAUAAAGCAGCUGAUGAUGAUUGGAUGGGUGAUGUGGAAAAUGCUAUAGCCAUGGCACUAAAAAAAGAUGGCAUUGAACCUCCUGCACCGAAGUUACAAAUUCGGUCCAACGACAAUGGGAAGAAAACUGUGGAACCGGAGCAUCAAAGCAGUAAAGGGAAAAAACGAAAACGUCGUCGACUCGAGAAAGAUAUAGCAAAGAAAGAGGAAUUAAAAAAGAAACUCAAAAUGGUUGAAGAACAAAUUGAUGGUAAACCGGACAUUGAUCAAUCUGAGGAAAUGGAUGAAUACGAAAUGAUGUGCAUACGAGGUGCAAGUCCACCACCUGCUUCGCAUCCGUUAAUGCCUUCGAAAAAUUCUGGUCCCCGGAUGGACGAUGAACCGUUUUAUUCGGAUGAAAGUUAUUCUUCAUAUGACAGUUACGAGGAUCGAAUUCAGAAGCGAAGAGUAAAAGACAGACGAGUCAACCGUAACAAACGGGACAUUAAAAGGCGACGUGAUGAUUCAGAAGAUGAUCGGCACGAAAAACGGGGUCCUCGCAAAUUGGAACUCUGCAAGUUCUAUCUGAUGGAAUGCUGUGCCAAACGAGACAAAUGUCUGUAUCUGCACGGUGAUUUCCCGUGCAAAUUCUACUACUUGGGCAUGAAAAACCACGACCAAGACAAUUGUAAAUUUUCACAUGGAAAACCGUUGACGGAUCAGAUGAGAAACAUUUUACUGAAACAUUUAGAAACGGCGCCCAAGGAGAUAUUGGGCGACUUUCCGAGAUUAAAGACGGAGACUGCAAUGAAUAUGUUGAGCGUGCAACAUCAAAAAUUGUUGAAAGAAUUCGGAAUGGAGGCACCAAUUAUAAAUCCCAAUGCUCAAGUCACUCCACGAAUACCGUCUCUUAUGGAGGUGGCUACCAAGCAACCAAAACUUAACGCUGAUUCGAUCAAUCAAAUGCAACGACAUAUCGAGAAAAAUCCUCAAAAUCCGUUCAGUGACCAGUUCAACCGGAAAGACAUAAACGAAGCGAAUGCUUUGAGUUCAAAUCCAGCCAUUAAAUCGAAAUCUGGCAAGGCACGAAAGACUCGUUGGUGUGAUACUGGUCCGGUCAUUUCUCCGCAGCAUCAACCACAAGUCAUUCAGAAGAAACUACUUCCACUUCAGCCAAACAAUCCCAUUGUACCGAAAACUAACUCCAAUGCAACCGGUGCCGAAAGCUAUCUCAGCUUAAAGCAUUUGGACGGAGUCAUAACAACGGAACAAAUUGAGAAAUUAACGUCGAUCGGUAUUGAAAACAUCGAUCAAAUGAAUCAGUUGACCGUUGCCCAAUUAAAUGAAUUGGGACUGAGUGUUGCCCAAAUAAGUGAAAUUCAAUUGAAUGCAUUGAACAUGCAGAAGUUAGGCCUGACGAAAAAGCCAUCAUCUACGACUACCACAUUUACACCAUCAAGUCAAGCAUCAGCCAUCGUUGCUCCUAAUGACGAAUCCGAAAGUGCUGGCGGUUCGGGUAGUGGUGACUUGUUUUACAGCGAUUUCGGAGUGGGUGGCAAAGAUCUGGACAUGCGAAUACCACAAGUUGCUUCGGCUACAGUUCCAACAGUGACCAGUUCAAUACCAUCAAAUUGUAGCCAGGACAUCGAUAUGAGAAUUUUAUCCUCUCCACAUUCAUCGACAAAGUUAUCGACCGGAGUGUCAGUUGACGAAGAACUACGGGCUAAGUCUCCAACUUUAACCAUAUCAACGAUUGCUUCUCCUGACCAUCAACCAUCUCAGGCCAAUGUUGUUACGGCACUGUUACCACCCGUUCCGCCACUAACAUCAUCGCCUGUCAUGUCAAUGCUGAGUAAAGCGCAGAACAGUAAGAUUUCAUCGACACAAUCCAUGUUUAGUGAUUUGGGCUCCAGUGACACGUCGUCCAGAUCCGGAUUGUUCGGUGACAGUAAACCGCCAGCCGUUAUGGAUUAUCAUAUGCUGGACUAUUCGCAGUAUUUAAAAGAUUCGAAUAUCGAUUUGGAAAAGACAGAUUUGGAAGACUUGAAUGUUGAUGAUGAAGCAGCAGACGAUGAGACUAAUAAUUUAGUUGUCGAAGAUGAACCGGCUUUACAAAUUGAUGAAUCAUGGUGCUCAGAAGAUGAUGGCGAUGGCGAGAAAAAUCAUGAGGCUCCGAAUGUAUACGAUAAUCCAACGAAUGAUGCUUGUGACGACAAAACAAACGUCAAUUCCAAAUCAACCGUGGUUAAGGACAUUGAGGACAGUCGAACGGAUUCGGAUACUGUAUCGUCCAGAAACGAACCUCCUUUUUCAAUCAAUGUCGACUUCAGUAUGAUGAAUGAUCCGGCACGUUUCGAGAAUCGUCCAACCACCGACAUUCUCGAUACACAAUCACUUCUUCCCGCUGUUUUCGAUAAAUUCACAUUGCCAUCGAGUAAAAUCGAAAAGAUUGAUGUGGCGAAGUACCUAUCGCAGCGGGAGCAAGAUAAUCAAAAGACUGACGACGACGACGAUGAUGAUGAUGACUACGAAACGAUGUCCAGUGGCAUUGACGAUGCAUUGACGGAUUAUAUCGUUGGCAAGGAUCGUACUCGUGAUCCGCGUAGCAGUCUAUCGUCGAUGGUGGAAAAGGUUACUAGAGAACUGCAGAAUAAGCAGAAGCCGUUCGAGUUCUUCAGCCGGCAUAUACCGGAAACAAGUCAUCCGACACCUGAAUCCUUGGAUGUUAAGUCUGAAUCAUCAAGUACAUCAAAGCAGCGUAGUAGUAUUUAUGAGUCUUCACGAUCACCUUUACAUGACGAUCAUACGGGUAUGACAACAACAAAAGAUAAGGACAUGCGACUGUCGUCAUUGUUUAUGGAUGAUACGUCAAAUGGGGACGUUGAUUUCCGAUUGCCAUUCAAACCAGCCAACUUCUUACCAGCUACCGAAAUUGAUGCAUCUGAAGCAUCGCACGCUCAUAUCGAGUACAAGGUGCACGAAGUCGAUAUACCCAAGCCGGACUUCACGGAAAUUCGUCGCAGCAUCAACCAAACAUUUGAUGACAUCCUCGAUCCACGACUGCGGAAAAUAUUUAGCCAACGACCGGCCGAAUCAACUAAAUUUUCAUCACAAGAAUCUUCACCGAAUGCUAACAAAGCCGAACCAUCGCCUGAUUCAUCAUCAAAACAACGCGUCGAUCCACGGCGUCGUAAUGCACCGAAUGACGCGGCUGUUGAAACACCAGACGCGUUAGCGACAUUACCGACUAAUCCUGCAUCGACCAACCUCGAUAUACAAACUAUCUUACAGACAUCCGAAUGGUACAAAAAUCUUAGCUCAAAACAGAAAAUUAUGGCCAAUCAGCAAUUGGCUCAUUUGUCCGGCGUACUAAAGAAAUUCCACGUGGAUUGGACGCCGAACAAAGUAUUCGAUUUGAGUAUCGUUAUGCAAAAUCCAUUACUCGGACAAGUGCUUACUAAUUUAGGUAUUUAUGUUGACGAAAACGGCCAAUUCGUUAAAUUUACACAAACGAAUGCACAACCACCUCCACUAAUGCAGCAAUCCCAAUUGGGGAAUAAUAUGGAUUUUGGAAUGAAUCCAAUCGGGGGUGCGAAUAUGGGAAUGGGUGUUGACAUGAUGAAUCUACCGGUUAUGGGUAUGGUUGGUGGUGUUCAGGACUUUAAUCAGCCCCAAAUGAGCAUGUUGCAACAGCAACCGCCACCGAAUACAAUAGCCCGAUUUAUGGGGCCAGCUGGCAUGUCGAUGCCAAUUCGGCCGCCAAAUUUUAUGGGCGAUGUGCGUCCGGGUUUAUUAGGCGUAGCACCGGGAAUUCCGUACAACAUCUUCGACGGACAGCGCAGUGGACCGAAUCCAAUGUUUGAUCGAGGUCAAGGCGGCGGAGGAAAUUUCGAUCACAAUUUCCCCAACUUCGACGGCAACGAUAAUAAUCGCUUUCCAGGUAGAUUCGAUCCGAUGCAACCGGAUCGUCGCAAUCGAAUGGACAACGAACGAUGGCAACAGCGCGGAGGACGGAACUGCGGAAGUAACAACCGGAACAACCCGAAUCCGAUUCGAAGAAAUAUGAACUACGACAGAAGACCGAAAAAGAACUAGGAGGGAGGCGGAGUUGUUUCGAUCAGGUAGUAAUAAUAAUGAAAUCGGGAAACACGAAUGUGAUAUUAAGUUACUAAUGUUUCGAGAAAAAGAGAAAAACAAAAACAAAAUGAAACGAGAAAAUGGACGUUGACAUUCAUGAGAAUCUUAUUGUGACCUUUCCACACAGUAAAAUAUCAUUGCUUAGGACUGGUGUUGUUGAGGACAGUUUUUAGUUCUUUGACGCCACCAUUAGAAAUAUCCUUGCUGUAAAUAUCAAUAAAUCUUAGAAAAUCGAAUUAAA